GUGUCACCCUCAUUUCCGAAUGCAGCCCCAUAACAGUAUAGUGAUUUUAUAGCACCCUUCUUCAGUCUGACAGGAGUAAACCAUGUCUUUAUCCUGUAUUUAAUGUAUUGCUAAUAUCAAACAAAAUAAAAGUGUAUCUGUUUAUAAAUUACUAUUGAUCUGUCAUUGUUAGGGAUUAACAGCACAGAACAGGUUACAUAACUGUUAUAAUAUAUAUAAGUGGGCAUGGAAAGAGGUUAAGAACAGUGAAAAAUCCUACACUGUUUAUUGCACUUUUAAUUAAACCACAACUUUUGAUUGGUCUGCCUUAAUAACCAUUUUGCCUUAUUAUAGACUGUCUAGUUGCACACCUGUGCAGAAAUCAGCCCUUUUAUGAGAUUUUAUAAUGUUUUACUUAAGGUAAGCAUCACCCUUUUUAACAUGACACCAGCCUGGAAUAACCUACUGCUCGUCUCCAUUGUGCUGUUAAGAGCAUUAAGAUUUCAGCAUGGCAAAGUUCUAUUUCCUUUUCUUCCAUGAAUGAUUUAACUAGCUUUCUAAUUAUUUACUACUUGCAACAAUUUGUUACAUCAGCCCCUCCAUCCAAAAUCCGACAGCUGAAACAUUAAAUAUAGAGGCUCGUGCAGGAGCCGGAAGGCGUAAAGAUAAAGGACUACCUCACUGCAGUUUCGCCUUAGCGUUUCAAUUGGCUUUUAGUACGAGACCACCGCACUACAGAACACACCCCGGUUCGGCGAUGUCUGCCCACGACUACUUUAUACACUCGUUUGGAUCUGUCAAACUGUAAGGAUGGUGAAAAAAUCUGCCAACGGUGAAGUUUAUCACCCUCCGGCAGGGGAGAAGAAACUGAAAGUCGGCUUUGUGGGACUGGACCCCGGGGCUGCGGAGACGAGCCGAGACGGGGCACUUCUUAUCGCCGGUUCCGAGAGCACAAAACGGGGCAGCAUCCUGUGCAGACCGAGGUCCAGCAUCUCCAGAGGGAGCAUCGCUCACAAAAGAAACGCGCGUUAUCGCAGACUGCAAAAUUUCCUUUACAAUGCGCUGGAAAGACCCCGCGGCUGGGCGUUCGUUUACCACGCUUAUGUGUUUCUGCUGGUGUUUUCCUGUCUGGUUCUGUCAGUGUUUGCAACGAUCAAAGAAUACAAGAAAAGCUCUGAGAGUGCCUUGUACAUCCUGGUUUGUAUUAUGUUCGUGGUGUUUUGUGUGUAGUGUUUUUUGGUGUUUUGGGCAGCUGGCUGCUGCUGUCGCUACAGAGGAUGGAGAGGAAGGCUGAGAUUUGCACGCAAACCCUUCUGUAUCAUCGAUAUCAUGGUCCUUUUUGCCUCGGUGUCUGUGCUGGCCGCUGGCUCACAGGGAAAUGUUUUUGCCACCUCUGCCAUUCGGAGUUUGAGGUUUCUUCAGAUCCUUCGAAUGCUGCGUAUGGACCGCCGCGGUGGCACAUGGAAGCUCCUGGGAUCUGUGGUUUACGCACACAGCAAGGAACUCAUUACGGCGUGGUAUAUUGGAUUCCUUUGUCUUAUCCUGGCAUCUUUCUUGGUGUACUCAGUGGAGAAGGAUGACAAUGCAGAGAUGUUCGAGACCUACGCUGACGCCCUCUGGUGGGGGCUGAUCACUCUUACAACUAUCGGUUAUGGGGACAAGUAUCCUGUCACAUGGAAUGGGCGUCUAAUUGCUGCUAUGUUCAGUUUGAUCGGUGUAGCUUUUUUCGCUCUUCCUGCGGGUAUCCUGGGCUCAGGCUUUGCUCUAAAGGUUCAAGAGCAGCACAGACAGAAGCAUUUUGAGAAGCGUCGUAACCCUGCUGCAGCUCUUAUCCAGGCAGCUUGGAGAUUUUAUGCCACAAAUCUUUCCCGGACAGACCUGCUGUUCACAUGGGACUUUUAUGAGCAGACUGUGUCGGUCCCAAUGUACAGGUAG
This is a messenger RNA of Cyprinus carpio (common carp), 1914 nucleotides long. It is a transcript of the gene kcnq2a, whose product is annotated as potassium voltage-gated channel, KQT-like subfamily, member 2a. The record is from RefSeq and is a predicted model, not a curated record. NCBI's taxonomy places the organism in Eukaryota, Metazoa, Chordata, Actinopteri, Cypriniformes, Cyprinidae. Gene Ontology annotation, cellular component: membrane. Gene Ontology annotation, molecular function: voltage-gated potassium channel activity. Gene Ontology annotation, biological process: potassium ion transport; transmembrane transport. The transcript has 8 exons.